Molecule: messenger RNA, 1128 nt
Organism: Entamoeba dispar SAW760
Lineage: Eukaryota; Evosea; Mastigamoebida; Endamoebidae
Product: trichoplein keratin filament-binding protein, putative
Exons: 1
Coding region: 1-1128 (375 amino acids)
Source: RefSeq, a predicted model, not a curated record
AUGAGUUGGAAUGAGGGACACAUUUGGAAAGGUGCUAUUGAUACUAGUGGAGAUUAUCUCUGUUAUCAAUACAUUGUCAAAUAUAAAGGCCAACUAGAAAGAAUAGAAGAGUGUGAUUGGAGAAAGGUUUUUAUGCCUAGUGAUGCAAAGUUCAUUGAAAAGUGGGCAUAUCCUUUAUGUAGUCAAGUCUAUUACUACCCAAUAAAGUCUCUUGUUAUUGAGCUCGACAAUGAACCUCUGAAGUCAGAAAAAUCAGAGGAGAGUUGUGGUGAUGAAAUUUCUGCUGAAGUAGAUGAGGCUAUCAUUAUUUCUGCUGAAAAUGAAAAGGAAGAUAUGGUAGAAGAAGUAAACGAAAAUUUUGUUAAGUCAAAAAAGAUAUGUGGCAACUCUAAGUACAAUAGAAAGGGAAGUCCAGAAUUAGAUUUCCUUAACACACAAGAACAACCAAUAGAGGAAGACAAAUGUAUGAAAGAAAUAAAAAACCAAACUAAGCAACAACUUAUUAAAGAAACAGAAGAAAUAGCAAAGAAGGAAGUAGAAGAAGAGAAAGCAAAACAAGAAGCAGAAGAAAGACUAAGGAAAGAAACAGAAGAGAAAGCAAGAUUAGAGGCUGAAGAAAGAUUAAGAAAAGAAUUAGAAGAGAAAGCAAAACAGGAAGCAGAGGAAAAAGCAAGAUUAGAGGUGGAAGAAAGAUUAAGAAAAGAAGCAGAAGAGAAAUUAAGAAAAGAAGCAGAAGAAAAAGCAAGAUUAGAGGCUGAAGAAAGAUUAAAAGAAGCAGAAGAAAAGUUAAGAAAAGAAGCAGAAGAAAAGUUAAGAAAAGAAGCAGAAGAAAAAGCAAAGAAAGAAGCAGAAGAAAAAGCAAGAUUAGAGGCUGAAGAAAGAUUAAAAGAAGCAGAAGAAAAAUUAAGAAAAGAAGCAGAAGAAAAAUUAAGAAAAGAAGCAAAAGAAAACAAGAAGCAAAAGAAAAACAAGAAGCAAAAGAAAAGGUUGAAAAAGGAAAGGAAAAAGAAGAAAGACAACAACUUAAACAAAGGGAUAUCAAGAAAAAAACAGAAGAUGUUAAGGAAAAAGAUAGCAAAGAAGAUACUGGUCCAAAGGAUGAUGGAUGUGCUAAAAGUGUUUUAUUAA